UAAAAAGGGGUUCGUACCUAUACGAGUAUAUGUUACAUAAUAUAAUUUAUUUUAUUUGUUACUACCAUCAUUGUUGACACCAUGGCAACAAACAAUUGUUUGACGAUUACAAUUAUUUUUCCUUACAUUAUUAUGUAAGUAGUCAGUCAUCAUAUGUGUUUAGGAAAAAUCAAUACGCUCAAAUUAAAUUUAAUAUAAUGCCUAUCAUCGUAAAAGACUUUUCUUGGUGGCAAACUGAAUGUAAAUUGUUUUUACAAAUUAAAAUUCCACAUGUCUCUCAGAAAAAUGCUGAUAUUCUUACAUCUAAUAAAUAUUUAAAAAUUAGCUGUUUACCGCAUAUUUUUGAAGCGAUUCUUUGGGAUGAAAUAAACGAAGAAUGUAGUAAGUGCACUUUUGACAAUGGUUGUGUUUUAUUUGAGUUACAAAAGAAAAAUAGUGUACAUUGGGAAUGUUUGACGCUUAAGAAAUCGAAAGAGGAGCUAAAAAAGUUAAAAUGUGAAAUUUUGAAUAAUAUUAUCAAAGAACGACAGAAUAAAUCUCAACAAAAGACUGUUUUAAAAACAGAACGAGACCGAUUAGCUGUCAAGGAGCAAAUAGAUUUCGAAAACAGAGAACACCAACUUAUUCAAAGUAUUCGUGACGAAGAGAAAGAAAAAGUUUUGAAAGAGUUAAGUACGUGGAAAUCAAAAACAGAAAUUACAUAUGAUCAAAGAACAAAUGAGAAAAAUAAUAAAGAUAUUUUUUCAACCGAUGAACCGAUUAAGAUCUAUGAAAUAGAAAAUGAACCAAUUGAUCAAUUGCCAAGCCCUAGAACUUUUAAAACGAUUGAGAUUAAUUUUACUCCGAGACACUUUACUACUCCGAGUAGAGAAUCGACUAAAGCUGAUGAACAAGAGUGGUUAAAAAAGCAGACUGCUGCCAGAAGGGCUGCAGGGUUCGUGGAAGAAGACUUAAGACCAGAAGAACAUGAUCCGGAAUGGUGUUUACAAAAAGGAAAUACAUUUAUGACGGAACUAAAUUACAUAGGAGCUGUAAGUGCUUAUUCGCAUGGGAUAAAGUUGAGUCCAAAAAUGGCUAUUUUGUAUUUGAAUAGAUCUAAAGCGCAAGUUCAAAUGAAAAAUUAUCAUAAAGCUGUCGAAGACGCAACUACCGCGUUGGAGUUAAUGGUGCCAGCGGUUGAAGGAAACGUGGGUUGGCGAGCCGAUGCUUAUUACAAUCGAGGCAGGGCGUUGGUCGAGCUAAAUACCGCACACUUAGCCGUUGAUGAGCUCAAAUUGGCUUUGACAUUGGCGCCAGACCGGGCCGACAUCUACGGACCGGAGUUGCAGCGGGCCAUGGGCUUGGCACCUGAGCACGAGCGGACGCUGAACAAGAGCAGAGAAUUGGAUUUAAGUAACGCACCGACUGUUUGGUGUAAAUGAAGAAUUUUUACGAUUAUUAUUAUUAUUACUGUUUUACUUAAUUUUCGGUAAAUAUUAGCUCAAUAAAUGUAUAAAAGAAAAAUAGAAUAAUAAAUUACAAAUUAUACUAUAAAUAAUAAACACAAAUAGAUAUAUACAACUAACUAAUUAAAUUACUUAAUAACAUUAUUAGA
Messenger RNA from Rhopalosiphum padi (bird cherry-oat aphid), 1594 nucleotides. RefSeq names its product dynein axonemal assembly factor 4-like. Gene Ontology annotation, biological process: outer dynein arm assembly; inner dynein arm assembly; cilium movement. Gene Ontology annotation, molecular function: protein binding. The coding region runs from base 198 to 1421 and encodes 407 amino acids. The transcript is spliced from 7 exons. The record is from RefSeq and is a predicted model, not a curated record. NCBI's taxonomy places the organism in Eukaryota, Metazoa, Arthropoda, Insecta, Hemiptera, Aphididae.